CCCAGCUGAUCCAUCCCCGAUUCGACCAUCAGAGAAAAAAAGAAAAGAUCCAUCCCCAAUUCGAGCUCCACCUCCACCGAACCCUCAAUCCCACCCUCCACCCAACAAUGGAUCCGGCCGCCGCCGCCGCCCGGCGGCAGGCGGACAAGUGGAUGAGCGUGGCCGAGAAGCUCCUCAUGGCGAAGGACCUCGAGGGCUGCAAGGAGUUCUCCUCCCAGGCCAUCGCCGCCGACCCCCGUACCCCGGGCGCCGAGGAUCUCUACGCCGCCGCCGACGUCCUCCUCGCGUCCCAGCGCCGCCGCUUACCCAGCGGCCAGCCCGAUCCGUACGCCGUUCUCGGCCUCGACUCUGCCAAGCCCCCAUCGCGCCUCCCGGACGUCGUCCAUUCCAAGUUCCGCCGGCUCUCCCUCCUCCUCAACCGGUCCCACCCCGACCGCCCCUGCUCGGUGUACGUCGCCGAGGCUGCCCGCCUCGUCGCCGAUGCCUGGGCCUUCCUCUCCAACGCCGGACUUAAGUCUGCCCUCGACGCCGAACUCGAUGCAGCCGCUGCACCUCGCGCUUCCCACCCUCCCGCGCCGUUGCAACAGCCGGCGGUGGAGAGGAGGCCGCAACCGUCGCCGCCUCCACAGCAGAGCCCCGGAUGGGCAGCUCCCCAGCCACGGCCACCUCCACAGCGGAUCCCGGUACGGCCAGCUCCCCAGCCAACGCCGCCUCCACAGCCGAGUUCGCUGCGAGCAGCUACCCAGACACCGCCGCCUCCGCAGCCGAGCCCGCUGCGAGCAGCUACCCAGACGCCGCCGCCUCCACAGCCGAGCCCGCUGCAAGCAGCUACCCAGCCACAGCCGUCUCCACAGCCAAGCCGGCUGCAAGCAGCUACCAGGCCACAGCCAAGUCCGUCGCAAGCAGCUACCAAGCCACCGCCGUCUCCACAGCCAAGUCCGCUGCAACCUGCUACCCAGCCACCGCCGCCUCCACAACCGAGUCCGCUGCAAGCAGCUUCCCAGCCACCCGCCAGAGCAGCGACUCCGCCGGUGGAGUCUGGCACAUUGCCUCCAUCGACGUUCUGGACAUUGUGCAAGGGGUGCUCCCAUAUUCACCAGUAUGAUCGCCUCUACGAGGCGCGCAAACUGAAGUGCUCCAGCUGCCAGCAGCCAUUUGUAGCCGAGGCAAUGGCCGAGCCGCCGCCCAUUGUGCCGGGCACUGACAUGUAUUACUGUACCUGGGGCUUCUUCCCCAUUGGGUUCCCCGGGUGCCCUGGCUACGCGGAUCUGGUCAAUUCCCAGCCACAGGGGUCAGGCCAGCUGAAUGUGCCAUGGCUUGGAGCCAAUGGUAGGGUUGCUGCUGAGAAUGGGAUUCCCAUUACCAUAGGUGCUGCAAGGGAGGGGCCAGUGGCAUCUGAACCUUCGCCGGAACCUUUGAUGCGCACGGGAGUGGAGGUGCCACUGGUACCGGAACCUGCGCCAGAACCUUUAAUGCGCAUGAGAGUGGGGGUGCCAGCCGUGCCGGAACCUGUGAUGCCCACAAGAGUGGAGGCUCCAGCCGCGCCGGAACCUGUGAUGCCCACGAGAGUGGAGGUGCCUGCCGCGCCGGAACCUGCGCCAGAACCUUUAAUGCGCAUGAGAGUGGGGGUGCCAGCCGUGCCGGAACCUGUGAUGCCCACAAGAGUGGAGGCUCUAGCCGCGCCGGAACCUGUGAUGCCCACGAGAGUGGAGGUGCCUGCCGCGCCGGAACCUGUACAGCCCACGAGAGUGAAGUCAGUGAAAGUGGGAGCAAAGAAGCGUGGUCGACCCAAAGGCAGCAAGAACAAGAAGAGUUUGCGAGUUGUGACUUGAUAGCGAUGAAGAUGAUUGGCAUGGCAUGAUCAUAGGUCAGACCGGGUUAGUUCGGCUAUUAAUUUCAUCCUGUUGUCGUUGACUGAAGCAUUUGCUCUGUUGGUUGGAUACUACUCAUUUGCUGCUGACAGAGUGACAGUAUCUACAUGAGAAGCAUGGCUACUUUAGUGAUGGAAUAAGUUAUUUGUUUACCGGGUAGUCUUUUCUUAGUUGAUGAGUUGUGUGACCGUUGUUGCCAUUUAUGCUUUAGAUGAUGUAGCUGUUGUAUGCUGUCCAAUUUCAUGACUCUCCUUGAGCUAGCUUUGUGGAUCCGAGAUUCCUGGGGAUUGCUCUUUGUUAACUGAGCAAUGUACAUUCAAACAAUGUGCUGCAAUAAUCGGACAGUUGAUGUUAUGUGUUUCUUCUCCA
Triticum dicoccoides is the source of this 2240-nucleotide messenger RNA. RefSeq names its product formin-like protein 5. The record is from RefSeq and is a predicted model, not a curated record. The transcript has a single exon. Lineage: Eukaryota; Viridiplantae; Streptophyta; Magnoliopsida; Poales; Poaceae. The coding region runs from base 108 to 1832 and encodes 574 amino acids.